AUGACGGGUAGAGGAGGAUUCAUAUUCCUUCUAGGCUUGUUUGUGUUGUCGAUGGUGGAGGUAUUCGUAAAAGCACACUCUGAAGAUGAGCACGAUGCCGAUGAGUUCCGCAAGGAAUUUGGUGAUGAACCACAACCCGACAGAACCCAAGAGGAGCACGUUGAAGUGCGAGAUGGACCUCAGUUCGCUAAUAUCAAGCAGAAACCCCUUACUGGAAAAUCGCUUCCCACUUUGAACGUUUCUUGUGGCUACAAGCAAGCAUAUGAGCAAUUUUCGAUGGCAGUGCGUGACAAAUACCCCGAAAUGCCCAUUGAGGGUAGCAAUUAUCCACCUGUCAAGUGGAAGGAAUACCUUGCACAUGCUAUCAACAUACUGAAGAUAACCGCCAUUGCAGCCAUUGUCAGUGGUAGCAAUCCGUUCCAGCUUGUCGGCCUCGGUGAACCUGCUAUUAUGCAAUGGGCCCAUUCGAAUAAGGUACCUUGA
Messenger RNA from Ostertagia ostertagi, 483 nucleotides. Lineage: Eukaryota; Metazoa; Nematoda; Chromadorea; Rhabditida; Trichostrongylidae. The record is from the annotation of a GenBank genome assembly.